Messenger RNA from Miscanthus lutarioriparius, 861 nucleotides. The record is from the annotation of a GenBank genome assembly. NCBI's taxonomy places the organism in Eukaryota, Viridiplantae, Streptophyta, Magnoliopsida, Poales, Poaceae.
AUGAGAUUGAAGCCACAGAUAGAAGAGCCCAUCAUGAAACUGUGUGGCAACUCCACACCCCUUCCCAGAAGCAUGGUGAUCGCGGACCUUGGCUGCUCUUGUGGCCCCAGCGCACUCACCUUGGUCUCUGCUGCUGUCGAUGCCAUUCAUCGCCAGUGUCUUGAACUCCAACAGCCACCGCCUGAGCUGAGUCUGCUCCUCAACGAUCUUCCCAGCAAUGAUUUCAACACUACAGUCAAGCACUUGGUAGCGUUCCAAGAAAGGAAAAACAUUGACAAGGGUGAGCACGGUUUCUCACCAUUUGUCAUGACUAGUAUUGUGCCUGGGUCCUUCUAUGGAAGACUGUUCACUACUGGAUCGGUGCAUCUUGUCCUCUCAUCAAAUAGCUUGCACUGGCUUUCAAAGGUACCUGAAGACCUACUGAAGAAUGACAUUCCGAUGUACCAUAGCGACGAGCAACUAUGGCGGAAAACACGGCCCGUUGUGCUUGAUGCUUAUGCCCGGCAAUUUAGAAAGGACCUUCUUUUGUUCUUGGAGUGCAGGGCCGAUGGAUCAGCUCAACAAAUAUGGGAGUUCAUAGCCAGUAUUUUAGACGACAUGGCAUCAAGGGGUGUGCUUGAUAAGCAAAAAUCGAAGGCUUUCUACAUACCAUUAUAUUCGCCGUCUGAGAAAGAAGUAAAGGAGAUAAUAGAAGAGCAGGGAUCUUUCUCCAUUAAUGAACUUCAAGUGCAUGACAGUAUAGCUGGUGUGAACAAAGCAGUGAUCAGCCCCAAGAAGUUCAACAGUCAAGCUCUCUUACAAAAUGAACUUACCAAGAAUCCUAGGGUUUUCCUUGCUCUUUCUCUUGAAAGGCAGAGUUGA